ACAGCUUAUUAAUAAACAAUGUUUGAGCCUGCACAGUGUGACAGUAGAUUAAACAUGCUUUGUACAAGGCCAGAUAAGCCUUCAGAGGACCAGGAAAACCUUUAAAGGCCCUAGAAAAUCUUGCAACUUAAAAAAUUGUAGAGACACAAUUCCAACCUUUCUAAUUAUUGUUUUUGAACAAUUCAACUUUUUGUCAUUUAAUACAGUGUUAAAUUAAAAUUAAAAGAAGUUUGUACUCCAAAAGUGUCUUUGCAAGGUUCUUAAGUUACAAUUAAUUGGCUCCAGUAGUCUUUAAGUAUUAUGUUGUUUAGACCCAUAAAUGAUGUGGUUAGAUCAUAAAGAAUUACACUCUUCAGGACAUUUUGUCUUGAUAGCUAAGUAAUUUUUUUAGUACUUAAAACUCUUUCACUAGAUUUUUGAAACUUUAGUGGUUUUUGCUGAUGUUAUGAAAAUGUUUCUUAUAAAUUGUUCGUUACAUUGCUGUAUUGAUAUUUCCUUUUUUGUGGUUAAGAAACGGGACAUAAAUAAAUCAAUUCUGAUACACAGUAUGGUUAUGUGAAACAAGAAUAUGAACUUAUUUUGUGCACAUAUUACUUUAUUCAUACACAUGUGUGUGGGUUGUUACCAUGCUUGUUUUAGCAGAUGGAUAUAUAUCUUUGGCAAGACAUACAUGUUCUUUUAGCAGAAGAUAUUUCAGGUGUUGAAUGACAAGAAUUCUUUCAACUGAAGAAGUAAACUCUUCUGGUUGCUGGAUGUGUACUUUUGGGAAUAAAAAUUGAAAUCAUACAAGGACGUCUUUAUGUGAACAUGCUGAGAAGAGGAUCAAACAGAAACAUGAAAUACUGCAUACACCUCAGUUCGGCCUGAUGGAUUAUAAUGUAAUACUGAUAACUGACAGUGUUCAUGCAAGAAGCAAGGCAAUUUUUUGAAUUUUGAAAGACCAAGUCAUCUGCACAGAAGAAAUGAGCUUGAUGUGAUUUGAAAGGAAACAAAACGGAAUUGAAGAUUUCUUGUCAAGGGUUGAGAAUUACAGCGGAAAUGAGGACGGCAGUAAUUCAAUGAAGUGGUCAUUAAAGUGCGAGUCAAGCACUCAAUCGGAAGCAUCUCAAGUUGGUGACCAGACAUGCUUGUUAAGGAAGUGUGCUGAAGCAUCUAAAGUGGAAGGCGGAAGGAGGGAUACAGUGGUUACAAAGUAAUCUGAUGCCGACACAAACUCAGCUUGGAACUUAGAUACAAAUGUAUAGAUGCCUUGAGAGUCACAUGCCAUCAGAAUCCAAGAAUGAUGACAAAUCGGAUGAGCAGAAUCUAACCUGUGCCAGUUCGGAUGGCCGAGAUAAGAAAUUACCCAGCUCCUUCAAAGACCCACACAGCUCAACAAUGACGAGGCGACUUAAGCUGUUUCUAGCCUUCACAGGGAUGUUCAUAUCCACAUAUCUUUUGAUAGUAAUCACAUAUGUUGUGGACUUGCAACCAAGUUUACUGGCUCAGAGUUUCAGCCAAUCUGAGUAUGCUAUGCCAGGUGUGGGGUUUAGAAAACUUCUUGGGGAGACUGAUUUAACACGUGCAGAACUGAAGGGUGUGAAACAAAGGCUGCCUCAGUGUAUUAUCGUAGGUGUGCGAAAAUGUGGAACACGGGCUUUACUAGAAUUCUUGGACCUUCAUCCCUAUGUGGCUGCCGCAGAUGAUGAGGUACAUUUCUUUGACAACAAUGCUAAUUACAAACAGGGCUUGGAGUGGUACAGGACUAAAAUGCCAUUCUCCACUCCUCAACAAGUAACCAUUGAGAAAAGCCCGGCAUAUUUCAUUACAGAAGAUGUUCCCCAGAGGAUAUACCAAAUGAAUAGCUCAAUCAAACUCAUAGCCAUAUUAAGGGACCCAACCACUCGAGUUAUCUCAGACUACACUCAAGUUUACAUAAACAGGAUGGCUAAAAAUAAAACCUUUGACAAAUUUGAAAACAUUGCCAUAGACACUGCCACAGGGAAAGUGAACACUCGCUACAAAGCUGUUCGAAUAAGUGUGUACCACCACAAUUUGGCUCGAUGGCUGGAGAUGUUUGGGCUUCAUCAGAUCCACAUCGUGGACGGUGAUCGUCUGAUCACUGAUCCCAUUCCCGAAAUCCGUCGGGUAGAGUCUUUUCUGGGACUAGAUCAUUUCAUUACUGAGGAGAACCUGUAUUUCAACACGUCUCGAGGGUUCUACUGCAUGAAAAAUGGUACCUCAGAACGAUGCCUGGGAUCAACCAAAGGACGUAAACAUCCGCAUAUUGAUGAAACUGUCACACAAAAACUACAGGAUUUUUUUCGUCCUCACAACAGGAGGUUGUUCAGAAUGAUCAACCAACAAUUAGAGUGGCCAUGAGCAACAGAAGACUGGGUUAUUGAUCUGUGACUUUGUUAAGCCAGAGAACUGAAGCAGAAUCUAUGAUGAACACAUCAGCUACUGACAUACAUCACAGUAUUCAGUCUGGAUUUUGGUACAGCACCAUAACUCUUAUAACCAUAGUAUGAAGGAUUACGAAGGAAUGCAAAUUAUCCACCUGAGAAAUGGAAAUAAGUAUAUUUAUGCAUUACUUGUAAAGGCUCAGAAGGUAUGCAAAAGUCAGUACCAUGCAAAACUGUUAGAAAAGGCUGAAGAUGAGGUUAUUUUCAGAAUUAAUCAACAUAUUGACAGUGUCUAGUGCACAUUAGAUUGCCACCACCCUAUAACGUACAUCAAAACUACACAUGUACAUUGAAAGUGUACAUACAUGUAUAGUUGUGCUUUGAAGGAUUAAAAAGUACAGCUUUUUUAAUAAACCGGAGUUAGAGCUAACCAUCAUCUUGCUAAAUACAAUUAAUUGCACAACCCUUUACAUGUGGGAAAGUACAAAAGCAAUUGUAUAUCAACAUGUACUGACUGUGACCUGCCUCCAUUAUGAGUGUUACAAUAAUAAUACUGUGACACCAUUGUUGAUCAGCUGUGUUGAAAAAACAUUGAGUAAUCCAACAUCCUGUCAAACACUGAGUAUACUGAUGUCGUGUCAAAAAGGAGAAUUUGAAAUUGUCUUAAACAUGGUUCUUCUAAACGCGGUUUUCUGUAGAUGUUGCAAUAUCAUAACAAGAACAUCGUGCAAAAAAUGCCGGUGUUUUACACCCAAGGUCCUGUUGUUCAAAAGUUUUACACAGGCCCCUCAUGUUCGAAGAUAGGAUGUCAAGAAAUUCAACUGACACACCAACAGGAACACUUUUAAUCUGUAUAUAGGGCUGCCUGUCUUAACAGCUAAAAGGUGAUACCGUAAGCCAAAUAUUCUGGUGAUUAAUUACAUGAAAACCUAAAUCUUCUGCAUGUUUUUUUCAGUUCUAGCUGAUACUGUACUUGUAUGUAGGCAUAUGCAGGCACUUUGUUAAGUGAGAAUAGUUGGCAUUGUAGGCAAAACUUCCAAGAGGAGUAGUCAUUGGUUCAUGAGUUAUGUUUUGUGAGAUUUUGCUUAGAAACAUCGAGGUUCAUCAUAGAUUCUGUUUUCUAUCUAACACCCUAGACCAGAAGCAUCUGGUUGUCUGCCAUAGAAUGGGAAUGGGAGUAAUCCACGGUAGAGUUGCUAUAUAAACAGUGCUAAUGAUAAUAAUAAUAAUAAUGAUAAAACAGCCUCCAGUGAAUGUACAGUUGAGUGUGUGUAGAUGGAUGAAUAUUACUUAAAGGGAUGAAUGAUAUGGUGAUGGACAUGAUUGUUAAAAUGACAUAGUGAAAUGGUCUUCAUUUUAGUACUGAUGGUCCAAAUGUCAUGUAAAUAUGUGCCUGAGUGAGAGAAUGAUUGAUUGGCUCAUUUAUAUGUUUCAUUAGAGUGCUUGAUUGGCUGCCUUGCGUAAUGCAUUGUGUUUUUAUUUGUUGACUUGUGUCCAACAGUGUAAGAAAUGAGGAAUCCAAGAGAAUUAAUUGCUGAGAACAGUAGAGUUUAGCUCUGUGGUUACCUCCCUUGUGCAUCUACAAAUGUGACAGAAGAAAAUUAUUCUGGAGAUACUAGCCACUGUGAGAUAACAGGAGUUUAAGAUUCAUAGAAAAUGCAUGUAUAGUAAUUUGAUGCAAAAUACCUAUAUCUACAAGUCUGUGUCCAACGAUGUAUCAGAAAGUAUAUUAUAAAGUGAUCCAGACUAAUAGCUUAGAUUUAUUGUUGAUAUCCGUUGCUACUAAAAACCAGCAAUCCAAUCAUAAAUGCAAUUGACAAUUUAUCCUUCAUUCGAGUGUGAUGAAUCACUGUCAUACAACAAGCAUGACCCAAAGUAAUUUGUCACAAUGUUGGAUUGUCUAUAUUAAUACUCCAGAAUGCACAUGUAGAUGUAUCUAUCAUGCCGAUGCAUCCUGCCUGUAUCACAGAAUGCAUGGACCAAAACAUUGUGCGACAAUAAUGGAUUGUCUAUAAAAUAGUCACAACACUAUGGUAUGUCAUUUAUAGUGUUUAACUUAUUUUGAGAGUGUUUUUCUCAUAUUUUCAAGAGACAUUGGUUUGUACAUUGUCAUAUACAGGUAUACAUUUAUAUUUAUCUGUCAAAACCUUGUUUUUAAGGCCAUCAGUAUUCCUAUCCCUUUUUUGUUUUGAAGUAGAUAGACCUACAGUGAAUAAAGACCAAAGAUAUGUUGACAGAAUAUUAUAUCUCUGGCAAAGCAGAAAUAUACCAUAACAAUUGUUUCAUAUUGAAAUGUCAAUAAGCUAUCAAAGUCUAGUCUCUAGAUAUAGUAUACAUACUUCAUGCACAUGGUUAUAUACAUAUGUCAACUGCAAAUUUUAUGCCAUGACUCAAGUAUGUGUUUCUUCAGUUUAUGACUGACUUGCCCAUAUUAGUGUUCUAUAGCUUUCUAGUUUUGAGUCUGCAUUUACUUUGGUGAGAGAUCUUUUCUGCUGGUGCCAUUUUGUUGGAAUAACAUGUGAGAAUAGUGAUCAUUCUAUUUUGCUGCAAUGUUGCUACUAUGUGAGCAUCUCUAUAGGCAUGUGUGUUAAUAUUACUUUAAGCAAACAUGCCUCUUUCAGUCCUGAAACUGUUUUUGAAGCCAAAAUAAAGUCAACCCAAAUAUCACUGCUGAAUGUGUUUAGUUAU
Liolophura sinensis is the source of this 5072-nucleotide messenger RNA. RefSeq names its product heparan sulfate glucosamine 3-O-sulfotransferase 5-like. The record is from RefSeq and is a predicted model, not a curated record. Lineage: Eukaryota; Metazoa; Mollusca; Polyplacophora; Chitonida; Chitonidae. Gene Ontology annotation, molecular function: [heparan sulfate]-glucosamine 3-sulfotransferase activity. Bases 1237 to 2361 code for a protein of 374 amino acids. The transcript has 4 exons.